AACUUAGUUUCACAACGUUUUAAGCCGCAUUAACAUGCCCGGAAUAGCUAUUGCAUUACUUCUCUGCCUAAUCGCUUGUUCACAGGCCUUGUUCCCUGAUGAUCCCGUGCCCUGCAAGUACGGCGAUGGCGAUUGCAUAGCUAAAUUCUGCAAUUCUAUGUUCAGCAUGAGAUCGGGGAAAGAGGAUCCCAGCUUAAACAUAUGGAAAUUGGAUCCCUUAAAGGUUGAUAAGAUGGUCAUUAACCAGGCCGGCAACAGUGCUGUUGGCAUAAAACUAACUUUUACGGAUAAUUUGCUGUACGGCGUAAAGAACAUGAGAGUUGUCGGAGUAAAAGGAUUUGGGAAAAAUCUGACGGAGCCACAUGAAAUAAGGACCGUUUCUAAGUCAUACUCCCUUGUGGGUCCCUACAACAUUCAGGGAAAAGUUCUCAUACUGCCCAUCAGUGGCACCGGCGUCAGUAACAUGUCGAUGAGUAACGUUAAGAUGAUCGUUAAGUUUUCUGGGCAGCCACUCGUAAAGGAUGGGGAGACCUACUUGGACGUUACCAAGUUCAAGCUGUCUUUGAAGCCUGCAGCCACUUCAUAUUUAUUCACCAAUCUCUUUAACGGAGACAAGGCUUUGGGUGACAAUAUGAACGCCUUCCUGAACGAGAACUCGGAAGCCAUUUACCAGGAAACGAGCCAGUCUACAGAUCGAGCCUUUGGCGAAUUGUUACAUAACCUGGUCAAAGGCGUCUUUGCCCAUCGUCCUUAUGCCAAGUUAUUUGCGGAGGAGUAGGUAAAGUUAAAUAGUUUUCGUACCCUUGGUUAUCUCAGGUUAUCCCAGUCAACGGAUAUUGAUAUGACUAGUCAUAUUAACACAACCCAUAAAGUUGUGGAAUUAUUUUAGUCAUAACAGACUAUAACAACCUAAUCCAUUAUCUAGAUCUUUAAUUUUAAUAGAGUGACAAUAAACUUAACGAACUUUAAAGCGUA
Drosophila serrata is the source of this 975-nucleotide messenger RNA. It is a transcript of the gene to, whose product is annotated as takeout. Gene Ontology annotation, biological process: multicellular organismal reproductive process. The record is from RefSeq and is a predicted model, not a curated record. NCBI's taxonomy places the organism in Eukaryota, Metazoa, Arthropoda, Insecta, Diptera, Drosophilidae.